Anisakis simplex (herring worm) is the source of this 348-nucleotide messenger RNA. The record is from the annotation of a GenBank genome assembly. NCBI's taxonomy places the organism in Eukaryota, Metazoa, Nematoda, Chromadorea, Rhabditida, Anisakidae.
AUGAAAAGAAAAUUUCAAGGAUCACAUUUGCAUCGUGAUGCACCAAGUCGAUAUCAGGACGGCGUUUAUAUGCUCAACGUUGAUUUACCGUCAGCACGAGCCAUCUCGGAUCUCAUCUUCAAAGGACCGUCAGGCAUUCCGAAUGCCCGUAACGUCACAACAAUGCUUGCAUUUUUCAGUGAGUUUUUCAAUUUGCAAUGCAAUGUUUUCUGCAUUCUUCAUCUAUUCACAUUCUCCGCAUUCCGUCUGUGGGCGACGGUUCGUGUCUUUUCAGUUCCACUUUUCUUCAUCGAGUUUGUCAUUCGAAGAAUGCUUUCACCGAAGAUAAAUGUACCGUUCGAUGUCUGA